AAGCGCGUAAACUCGGUCAGUUCGGCAGUGUGUUUCCAACCUAACACGGUCUUACAAACACACAACCUCAUCGUUUAAACCUCACCAGCUUACCAGAGUACCGAAAACUGACAGUGAGCAUCAGCAGCCACUAUGGCAGAAGCACACCAGGCGGUGGCCUUCCAGUUUACCGUCACGCCUGAUGGCAUCGACCUCCAGCUGUGCCACGAGGCCCUGCGACAGAUCUACCUCUCCGGCCUGCACUCGUGGAAGAAGAGGUUCAUCAGGUUCAAGAAUGGGAUCAUGACUGGAGUGUACCCUGGGAGCCCAUCUGGACUGGCGGUGGUGCUGGUGGGAUACAUGUCCACUACUAAAUACGCUCAGAUGGAUCCCACACUCGGCCUCUUCGCCAAGCUGGGACAACACUUACCCAUCAGUAAGUACAUGGCGGACGACAGUCAGCGCGUGGUGGGGGGUGUGCUGGUUGGUACAGGGCUGUGGGUGACCAUUAUCUUCGUCAUGAGGAGUGUCCUGAAGUACCUUCUCUCCUGGCACGGCUGGAUGUACAACCAACAUGGCAGAAUGUCCUUAAAAAGCAACAUCUGGAUGGUCCUGGUCAGGCUGUUCUCUGGGAGGAAACCCAUGCUGUACAGCUUCCAGAAUGCCCUGCCCCGGCUACCCGUCCCCUCAGUGAAGGGCACAAUGAGACGGUACCUAGAUUCAGUGCGGCCACUCAUGGACGACGAGAAGUACAAAAGGAUGGAGGGUCUGGCCAAGGACUUUGAGAAGAACCUCGGCCCCAGGCUUCAGUGGUACCUCAAACUCAAGUCCUGGUGGGCCUCCAAUUACGUCAGUGACUGGUGGGAGGAGUACAUUUAUCUCCGAGGCAGAGGCCCCAUCAUGGUCAACAGCAACUACUAUGCCAUGGACUUCCUGUACGUGUUCCCCACCCACUUGCAGGCUGCGCGUGCUGGUAACGCCAUCCACGCCAUCAUGCUCUACAGGAGAAAACUGGACCGGGCCCAGAUCAAGCCGAUAUACUUGCUGGCGAACCGAGUGCCGCUUUGCUCGGCCCAGUGGGAGCGGAUGUUUAACACGUCCCGCGUCCCCGGCCAGGAGUCAGACACCCUCCAGCACAUGUCGGACAGCAAGCACAUCGCCGUCUUCCACCGCGGCCGCUACUUCAAAGUCUACCUGUUCUACGACGGGCGCCUGCUCCUGCCCCGCGAGAUCGAGCAGCAGAUGGAACGCAUCCUCGCCGACAAGUCCGAGCCGCAGUUUGGCGAGCAGGGACUGGCCGCGCUCACCGCCGGAGAGAGAGUGCCUUGGGCCAACGCACGCACGGAGCACUUCAGCCGAGGGAAGAACAAGCAGUCGCUGGACGCCAUUGAGAAGGCCGCCUUCUGUGUGACUCUGGAUGACACAGAGCAGCGCUAUGAUACCGAAAACCCCAUCGAGUCCCUGGACAGCUACGCCAAGUCCCUGCUUCAUGGAAAGUGCUAUGACAGGUGGUUUGAUAAGUCCUUCAACCUCAUCGUGUUCAAGAACGGUACCAUGGGUCUGAAUGCAGAGCACGCGUGGGCCGACGCCCCCAUAGUGGGCCACCUCUGGGAGCAUGUCUUGUCCAUGGACCCUAUCAAGCUGGGCUAUGCUGAAGAUGGCCACUGCAAGGGCAAAUUGCACCCCAAUCUGCCUGGGCCUCAAAGGCUGCAGUGGGACAUCCCAGAAGAGUGCCAGAACGUCAUCAACAGCUCGCUGAACGUGGCCAAGGCCCUGGCUGACGACGUGGACUGCCACAUCAUCCCCUUCAGUGACUUUGGCAAGGGCCUCAUCAAGAAGUGCCGCACCAGCCCCGACGCCUUCAUUCAGAUCGCUCUCCAGCUCGCACACUUCAGGGACAAGGGGAAGUUCUGCCUGACGUACGAGGCCUCCAUGACACGCCUGUUCCGUGAGGGCCGCACGGAGACCGUGCGCUCCUGCACCAUGGAGACCUGUGCCUUCGUACACGCUAUGAUGAGAGAUGAGACGAGAGAGGAGAGGAUGAAGCUCCUGGGCGAGGCUGCAGAGAAACAUCAGGACAUGUACCGCCAGGCCAUGACUGGCAAGGGCAUCGACCGCCACCUCUUCUGCCUCUACCUGGUGUCCAAGUACCUGGGAGAGGAGUCGCCUUUCCUCAAGGAGGUGCUGUCUGAGCCCUGGCGGCUGUCCACCAGUCAGACUCCCCUCCAGCAGGUGGAGCUGUUUGACCUGAAGAAUCACCCGGAGCGUGUGAGCAGCGGAGGAGGCUUUGGCCCGGUGGCUAAUGAUGGCUAUGGCGUGUCCUAUAUCAUUGUUGGGGAGGAUCUGAUCAACUUCCACAUAUCCAGCAAAAGAUCAAGCCCUGAGACAGACUCUCAUCGCUUUGGAGUGAACAUCAAACAGGCUAUGCGUGACAUUCUGGCCCUCUUUCAGCUCGAUAAGAAAAAAGUCAAGUGAUUUCUCUCUUAAACUAAGGAGGACGCCUCACAGAGAGAUAAUGGAUGUUCUCCUGACCUGUACAGAAACACUGUUGGAUUUUAAUUUAUACAAUUCAAAUAAUUAUGUCAAGGAGAGGUAACUAGGGAAAAAAAGUGAAGUUUUUCUUCAUGAUGAAUGUUUGAUAUUUGCCAUUAGGUCUGUUUGUUUUUAUUCAAACUGGGGUCAGUGGACAGGGAUGGGACUGAAGGGCCAGUGGGAGGGAGGGGCGGCCAUUUUGGAGCUAGCUCAUACUUGAGCCGUGCUAGUGUGUUUUAAAGAGCUAUGCUGGAGUCACCCCCCCUCCCCCCCCCACGCCUUGUCGUAGGACUGACUAGUUAGUCAGCCGUUGCCUCCCUCUUAGCUGCUAUGCUCUUUAGCGAGACACGUAGUUACUGUACCUGUACUGAUUGUUAUUUUUGUAUUAUUAUUAUUAUUCUCUUUUCCUCUCAGACGUCUAACCUCUAACUGUGAUUCAGCACUUUUUAGUGCCUCACUAAGCACAGAAUUGGCCAGCUGCGAAGGAGGAAGGGGGUUGUGGGGGGAGGGGGGUCAUGAAGCACCUGUUUCCAUGCCUGAUGUAGCACCUGUUAACUGAGAGCAUUAUUGCACUGGCAAUGAAAAGAGUGUAUGUGUGAGUACAUGCACGACAGUAUGCCUGUGUGUGUGUGUGUGUGUGUGUGUGUGUGUGUGUGUGUGUGUGUGUGUGUGGGUGUGUGUGUGUGGGUGGGUGGGUGGAGGUGGAAGGAGUGUCGUAACACAGUAGGUGUGUGGACUAUGGCAGUACUUCUGACUAGCAGUACCUUCAGCUUAGUCUCUUCAUCUCGGCUGACCUUUGCACUUUUGAUUGGCUUCCCUGACCCUCCAUGAAUGGCCAGUUAACUCCACAUGGCAUUGAAGCUCCGUGUUCGUCUCUCUGCGUGUGUCUGUGUAGUGCUCAUGCGCCCUAUAUCUGAAUGUUUAAAGGGAGAAUGUUCUUUAGCAGAACCAGAGAUGGCAGACCACUGUAUUAGCUAGUAUUUCUGUGGUAGAAAUCACUCCACAAUAUUGUAGAUGUUUAGGGAAGGAAGGUGGGUGCGGGUGGGUGGAAGGCGUUGACAUUGACUUCCUCUGUCUGAGUCUGAGAAUGCACUGUGGGCGAGGUCUGUCAUCAUAGUGGAGGAAAAAAAACAAAAUGUGGCUCUUUCAUAUUCAAGAACAAAUAAUAGGAAUUGAAUAAUUUUUAUCUGUAUAUGAUGUUCCACAGCGGAUAACAGCGUGCUAUUUAUUCAUCUGUUGUAAUCUUUAGUCCUUUUCACAUGAACAUGGGAUGUAGGGGUUUCUGUUUAAUUUGUUUGUUUGUUUGUUUGUUUGUUUGAUAUUUUGGGGGGAACUGAAGGUUGACAGAGCUAUAACUUAUGUUUUUCAUGGUAGAUGAAUUAAUAUUGACAAAACAGUCAAAUGUACAGAUAUGAAUUGGUUAACAAACCAUCAACAUGUUACCUUUUCAAGGUAUUCCAGACGUGAAAUUGUUGUAUUUUUCACCGUAGUUUUCUAAUGUGAAAUUUUGCAUGGUUUUUAUGAAGAAUGACAUCAGUAUGCUCACUGGAUUAAUGUGUGCAAUGGGAUGAGCAGCUGAGAAACCAAAAGAGAUUUUAACACAAUAAAAUUUGGACAUCUAAGAGGA
This is a messenger RNA of Sardina pilchardus (European sardine), 4138 nucleotides long. It is a transcript of the gene cpt1ab, whose product is annotated as carnitine palmitoyltransferase 1Ab (liver). Gene Ontology annotation, cellular component: mitochondrion. The transcript has 19 exons. Lineage: Eukaryota; Metazoa; Chordata; Actinopteri; Clupeiformes; Clupeidae. Bases 133 to 2454 code for a protein of 773 amino acids. Gene Ontology annotation, molecular function: carnitine O-palmitoyltransferase activity. The record is from RefSeq and is a predicted model, not a curated record. Gene Ontology annotation, biological process: carnitine metabolic process; fatty acid metabolic process.